AUCGUCAACUGCUCUGGGAUCUCAACCCUAGGACUUACCGUUGCCUGACUUCACUAUAUUCUCUGCGGAAUCAACUAUCCCAUCUUUUAAUCAUUGCAUCAUUAGUUAAGUUACAUCCAAUUACCGAACUGAUGAAUGGAUACUUGGAUAGUGGGUUUCAUGUGGAGAACUUACGUCACAGCUGUCUCCGAUGCAGAAAGAGAAAAGUGCGCUGUGAUCGCAUCCUUCCAUGUUCGAACUGCAUUCGAAGUCAAGUACAGUGUGUAUUCCCAGAGGGCAUCAAGAAGCGGCGGCCCAAGGAAUCUCACACCCAUAUAACUGAUCCACACACUCACCUUCUGAACGAUGAGGUGCUGUCUCGUAUAGAGAAACUUGAACAGAAGCUUGAUCAUCUGUCUCAAAACGGCUCUUUCCCUCCUGCGGUAGAUUACUCUCUUACUAAUGCGAGUAUCCUUGUUUCUGCAGACUCCAUCCCCACAACAACAUUCAGUCUGUCUGAAGAUUUUGGUCGUCUAGCUGUGCACAAAGGAAAAAGUCGGUACGUAAGCAGCAAGCUCUGGCAAGUUCUUGCUGAUGAGGCCAAGGAAAUGGAAAAUGUAUUGGAUUCUUCGGCGUCUGAGGAAGAAGGGGUAGAUGAUGAUAACGAGAAAGAUGACGAUGGAGAGGGAAAAGAAGGACAAAUAGAAAGCGCUUGGACGACUAAUUUUAUAUUCAACGGGUCCCUGUUCGGCCAUCGCUCACAUUUCCGUGACUUGAGUAGAUUUCACCCGCCAGAACAGAAAGCAUUGUAUUUGGUCAUGGUUUACGAGAAAAAUAUUGCGCCAUUAGUCCCUAUCCUUCAUUGGCCGACUAUGCGGGGUUUCAUUAUCGACACGAUCGAGCAUAAAGUUCCUCCAAAUAAAAAUUUGGAGUGUCUAGUAUUUGCAAUAUAUUUUGCAGCGACCACCAGCUUGUCUCCUAAUCAAUGCUAUUCAAACAUGGGCGUGACCCGGGACGUCAUCCUGAAUGGGUUUCGGUGUGCAAUUCAGCAUGCUAUUACGAGGGCCAAUAUACUAAAUACUCAAAGCCUGGAGCUACUUCAAGGUGUUGUUCUAUUCUUGACGGCAGUGCGGCAAGUGGACGACACCAAAUUUGUUUGGUCGAUGACUGGUCUCGUGGUCCGGAUUAGCCAGGGCUUGGGUCUGCAUCGUGACGGCUCUCUGCUCGGGUUGAUGCCUUUUGACACAGAGAUGCGCCGAAGACUCUGGUGGCACAUUGUACUAUUGGAUAUGCGCUCGUCAGAAGAGCAGGGCACCGAUCAGCAGAUUUUCGAGGGUUCAUAUGACACCUUGUUUCCUUCUAAUGUGGAUGACAAUGAUAUCUACCCGAAAAUGAAAAGUGAUCCAUUGCCCCGUACUGGCUGCUUUACAGGAAUGACAUUUGCCCUUAUUCGAUGCGAAGUUGCCAGAGCCCUGAGUCGUGUGACGUCUACCAUAGCCACCAGCAGGCCGAAUAGCUCCCAUUCAAAGUUCCAUGCCCAACAAGAGAAUGAAGAGAUUUACAGGGAUAUUGCAGAUUGCAUCAAUAAGAAAUAUAUCAGCGUAUGCGACAAAAGCAUUCCCAUGCAACGGGUUUGUAUUCUGCUCGCGCGGCUCGUCCUGGCGAAUCUCUGGAUUGUCGUCUUUAUCCAUGGUGAAAAAAGACCUGGAAAUGUCAACAACAAUAACCUUGACUACAUCGCUCAAGGUGCGUCUCCUCAGUGCCGCGAAAAAUUGAUCAUCACCUCACUCCAAAUCAUUGAGACCACAUACGCACUGGAGAGUAGGCCAGAUACCUAUAUGUGGAGCUGGCUAUUUCGGGCUAACGCGCAUUGGUCUUAUGUUGCCUUUGUCCUUUCAGAACUGUGUCUUCGACCAUCGAGUCAGAUCGCUCAGCAGGCCUGGAAUGUGAUUAACUUGGUACAGGAUAAAUGGAAGUUGACCUCAGGGCAUAGAAAGGGGAUGCUAUGGAGACCCAUCAGACAUCUAAUGCACAAGGCCACUAUCAUCCACACGGAGCAGUUGAUGGCGAUAUCGAAUACAGAUGGCAUGCUUGCAUCCAAUUCCACCCUCGUCGAGGAAGCAGGGAAGGGAAAAGACUUAGAGAAGCCAUAUCUUACGGUAGACAAACACAGACGAACGGUAACAAGCCCAACACUUUGUGAUGGUGAUCAAUAUCAAGACGCACAACCUUCCUUUCAGUAUGAGUCCAACGUGACCAGCAAUACUAGUAUGGAUUUGGGCAACGCGGAAGUUAUUCCUGCAACUGAUUUACUUGACUGGACUAUAGUGUCGUCUAUGACAAAUUGGAACUACCUCUGACACUAGUUUUAUUGUACAUAUAAAAUUUAGGAGCGUCC
Molecule: messenger RNA, 2377 nt
Organism: Talaromyces proteolyticus
Lineage: Eukaryota; Fungi; Ascomycota; Eurotiomycetes; Eurotiales; Trichocomaceae
Product: fungal-specific transcription factor domain-containing protein
Exons: 2
Coding region: 132-2339 (735 amino acids)
Biological process (GO): regulation of DNA-templated transcription; DNA-templated transcription
Molecular function (GO): zinc ion binding; DNA binding; DNA-binding transcription factor activity, RNA polymerase II-specific
Source: RefSeq, a predicted model, not a curated record